Molecule: messenger RNA, 5540 nt
Organism: Cyprinodon variegatus (sheepshead minnow)
Lineage: Eukaryota; Metazoa; Chordata; Actinopteri; Cyprinodontiformes; Cyprinodontidae
Gene: mbd6
Product: mucin-5AC-like
Exons: 13
Coding region: 435-5318 (1627 amino acids)
Cellular component (GO): chromocenter; nucleus
Molecular function (GO): DNA binding; chromatin binding
Source: RefSeq, a predicted model, not a curated record
AAAAAAAAAAAAAAAAAAAAAAAACAGUGGGUAACUGUGAAUUGGGGAUUACAUGGGACGCUAUGUGUUGUCGAUACAAAUUUGAAUGCAACGAGAAUUAGCAGAAAGAAAUACCAAAGUGAGGAUCGUAUAGCUGUGGAGCGGGAGCGGGACAUCCCUCUGUGUUGCUGGGACACUCCAGAAACAACCUCUUCCUCAUUGAAGACCCUACUCUGAUGUGAGAUAAACAGAUUGCUCUGUUGGAAACGUCCUUAAAGUUAAGGAUCAGCCUCACAGUGGUGGAAAUUCCAGUUGUUUUGGACAAGUCAGGUUUUACGGGCAGUGUGAGUGCUUCUCGCCCACCAGAAUGUACCUCGGACAACAGAUACCAUAGCCAAAAUAGAUCUUGGCUUCCCAAAGAUGACAAGGUGCUGGCAGGGCGCAGCAACAAAAUAAUGGGAGGCAGUGAGACCGUCAGCGGAGACAAGGAUGCGGUCCACACUGCUGCUGUGCAUGUCCCCAUUGGCUGGCUCCGGAGAGUGGAGGCAGGGCAGGUGACCUACGUCAGUCCCAGUGGAACAACCCUGUCCACACUGGAUGAGGUCAAGACCUACCUGCUGACUGAUGGUACCUGCAAAUGUGGUCUGGAGUGCCCACUCAUCAUUCAUAAGGUUUUCAACUUCAGUGUUGGUGUGAAGGUGGAACAGAACAGUCAGCCGUCAUGUAAAGCAGAGCAGGACAUGACCAAAUUGUGCAAUCACCGCCGGAAAGUGGUGGCGAUGGCGGCUCUUUGUCGGAGUAUGCAGGCCUCACAGCUUCCGUUUACCAACUUUCAUCAUCCAGAUGUACCUCGAGGGGAAAGCAAAGAUCCAAAAAAGGAACAUUCAGAGCGUAAAGAAGAUGACCGUGGACUUUUUUAUUCAAAACACAAUCCAGUACCAACUCGGGGACACAGCAACAAUCACCCGAACCCGUGCCCCAGCCCUAAAUCCUCCCAUCAGUUUAUCUAUCCAUAUAAUGGUUCCUCCUCUGUGCUUAAUACUAGCACCAAUUGUCACCAUCCGCUGGAUGCUUAUAGGAGACAUCAUCAUCAUCCUCCUGUGUCAGCAUCCUCCAUUGCCUCCUCUAGCUCUUCGUUUCCACCUCACAGCCCUGCCCAGAGGUCACCCCACACCCCAACACCUCAAAACCCCAGUCAAGGUCAAACAACACCCAAAACCCCUGAGACCCCUGGCUCUCCUUGGUUAGGACCCCUGUCUUCGCCCCCUCCCUCUUCCCCAAUGGCCCUAGGAGGAGUGAGAGGGGCACAGACUCAUACUCAUUUCCCCUUAACUCCCCUUUCUCCAUCUAACUCCUUCUCCCCUUCUGUCCAUACCAUGGGUAUGUCUUCUCACCAGCGGUCCCGCCACCCAUCAGCCUCUCCCUCUUCUGUGUCUGAGCAUGGAGGAGGCACCGCAGAAGCAGGAGGACUGAUGGGAAAUAACUUGCCUCACAGAAGGAAGUCUGCCUCUUCCUCUCCGCACUCUCCAGUCCCUGGCGGCUCCCCUCUUCCCAGCCCCCACUUCCCCAAAUGCAAGCUGGAAGAUAUCUUGGAGCAGUUAAAGAACUCAGGCAACAGCAGCACUAAUAACCACCACAUCCUGAACCUUGCUAAUCCUUCAUUACUGACCAACCAAAGCAGUAGUCACCCUCAUGCUGUCUCCUCAAAGCCCUCUAAGAGCACCGUGACUCCAGCCGACAGUGCAGGACCAAAAGCUUUUGGCUCGAAUCAGUCAGGAGCCUCUAACAUGCCUCUGGGGCAACUGAUGAACCACCACUAUAGCCAUCAGGGCAAGCUGCCGCACCCAGUUCCCUUCCCUGCCAGUAGCCUGCUCUCUGCAGCAGCCAAGGCUCAGCUGGCUAACCAGAUAACCCAGGGCUCACACGUGUCCAGCAGUCCAGGGAACUUGCACUCCUCUCUGGAUGUUUUGAAAGAGGCACAACAGCAACAAAAGGUAACAAACAGCACUUUACAUAACAGCACCACUCCCCCCUCCAUUGCUUCUGCUAGGCUUCCUCAUCCCUCCCUUGCAGCAGCUCCUGCUGUACUCUUUUCCCCAUCCCAAACUCUGGCCCAGUCCCCGGUGUCCUCCUCGCCUCCAGCAGCCGAACGCAACGCCUCGCACAGGAAGAGACAGCGGCGAUCUCCCACGGUCAUCAGUAUGCUGAGAGACACGCAGCCGCUGGCCAAUGGGGUUCGAAAGACUACAUCUGAUGAGGCUGUGUCUGCUACAGUUAUCAACCUUUCCUCAUCUUCCACAUCCUUCCCUUCCACCCCUCUCUCCUACUCUACCUCAGCUGUGCAGAAUCGGAGUACUGUCACGUUGGAAAACCAUCAUCUAAGCCUCCCCGGGCAGAUGCCCAGACUCCUUCCUCCUACAGGACAUCUUUCCAGGCCUCCUCGGCCGAACGAGGCUCUGAAUUUCACUACAGCCCUGACGCCCACAUCUCUUGGCUUGGAUCCCCCGACCCAGCCCCUGUCCGCUCUGUUACACCUGCUUAGUGUGCAGAACGCACAGGCUACCGCAUCAAACUCGGCCUCAGCUCAGUCUAGAACGAGCGACGGAGGUGGACACACUAAUGAACAGAUCCUGAGGCAGUCCCAAUCCUCUCCACCUGCUAAUUCUAAUGUCAGGCACCUGCAGACUCGACCCUUAUGCCAAACGGAUAACACUAAUCCCCUACCACUGCUGCAGCAGCCACUUUCUUCCCCACCAACCUCCUCUUCUGUGACAUUACAGUCUCAGUCUCCUCCACAUUCUACAACAUCAAAUCCACUUCAAAGAGGCUCUCCUUGUAAGUCAAAUGAAGUUGUGCAGAACAACUGUGACCCACCCCACCGGACAUCUUCCUCUGUGGUAGACAUGGAUCAGCCAUCUGAUAAUCACGUUCCCACAACAGACUCUGUUUCCCAAACAUCGGUGGGGCUGAGUCAUACUGAAGCCAAUGCUUCCACAGGAGCACCGUCUUCUCCAAAGCCUCUGGAUCUUAGUAACCAUGUCCUGGCUCUUUUCUCUGCGCCCUCCACCAUGACCCAGGAGGAGGCAGAUUCCUCCAGCUAUGCCACUGUUGCUGAUGUUUCUACCCCAGAAAAUCCUACAGCAGUUCAAGAGGAGGCUGAACAUUUGGACCCAAAGACGUCUUCGAUGACAUCCCCUCCAGCCUCCACUAGUCCCACAUUCACUGCCUCUGCAAACCAAGAAGAGGAUCACAGUCGGGCCAGCUCUCCAAAUGUGUCAGAUUCAUCAGCGCCCUUAGCUUUGGCCGAAGCCUUUCCGUUCAUGAACCAGGAGCAGCUGCUUCAGCUGCUGUCAUCUACAGGAGGCCUACCAUCCCUUCUGGAUUCCACAGUCCUGGCUUCGUUGCCCCUAGGGGGGCUUUGGUUGGGAGGGCAGCAUGCACAGUUACCCCCUGCCUCGGUUACACCUCAGCCACCAGAGCAGCACCAAUCAGAGCAGCCGCAUUUACUGGUGCAAGACACACAGCAACAGAACCAAGACCAACAACAGAAGCAGCAGCAGGUUAACAACAAUCCUUUGUUUCCUUUGUGGCCUUUGUUGAGCGGAGGACAAGGGGAGCUGCCACUGAAUCUUUUGGGCCUCCUGAACCCACUUGCUGCCUCUGCACCAUCUGCAGGACAGGAACCUGAUUUAACAGAAAGAACAAGUCUACAGGCCCUGCUCAUGGCUUCUGUUUUAGUCGGGCAGCAGCCAGCCUCUUUGUUACCUCUGUCUGUGCUGGGUCAUCUGAACCAGAUCAGCUUAGAAGUUCCUAUUCAGCAAUCGCAACAGAUCCCGGCCACUUUGGAGGGCCUCAACCUGGAUAAGACCUCCGCCCUCCUUGAUCCAACCUCUCUCACAGGCUCUGGUCUCUUAGACAUAUCCCACGGCCUUCUUCCUAUUACUGCUGGAGCAGAGAACCCUAUCCAAGCCCUGCAGUCUCUGCUCCUUCCUGCCACUCUUCCUCCUCCCCCUGCAGCCUUCCUGCCCCUCAGCCCUGCUCUUCUCACAGCUGCCCUGAGCUCUGCUGAGCUCCACUCUCCUCCCAAUACCCAGUUAGCUCCCGCACAGCAAACCCAACAUCCCCAACCUCAGGUACCAACCGAUACAGCUGUUGACACCCUCAUUCCUGUGUCCCUCCAAGGCAAAGACAACGCCCUCCUCCAACAAUUACUUCCCACUUUGCUUAACCCCUCUAUGUUAGGAGACGUUCCUGCCAUCGCUGGGCUGCAGAACAUGGUCGGCAUCGGAGCAGGUUCCAUUUUUCUGUCCCCUGUUCAAGCUUCUGCUUUGGGUUUGCUGCAGAGCCCUGAUGGAGGAAUCAACUUACUCAAUAACAUCCAGCUGAACCUCGCACCACCCUCGGAUGGAGAGAAACCUGGCUCUCUGCAGGAAACCCAAAGAUCGACAGCACAGGAAGAUUUACCCGGCAGUGAAAUUACCCCUGAAGUAGUCCCAUGUUCUGUUUCAGCUCUGGCUCCACCCUCUGCUCAAGAACCCACCCCGCCGGCGCACAGGGUGUCCGAGAGCAGGUCUGUCAUUGACCCUUACACUUCUUUCAUGGACACUAUUUACACUUCUUUUCUUCAAGUGAGUGCUAAAGAGCAGGAAGACGGGGCUCAGCUGGGGCCAUCGGACCCCACCUCACCCUUCUGUGCCUUACCACCGGUUUCUUUUCCUUUGGAGCACCACAGCUCAUCCACUAAUGUCCCAACUCUGCCCCAGGCAAGUGCCCCCGUCUCUCUAAGCCCACGGCGAGCUUGUUCACUUCGCAACCCAGACUUAUCACGACUCAGUCUAGAAGCUACAGCUCAUUCUCCGGCCCAGGGGACACCUAAACCCACCGAGGAUGGGCCUACAUCUCCCCUCCAGAGAAAGCCCGUCAUAGAGGGACCUACCCACCUGGAUCCCCCUUUGCCACCUAAUUACUUGGAGGAAACUAAAACAGACUGUACUGGUGCUGCAGUCGCUGUUUCUCCUUUUGUGGAGACAGGCGUGGAUAAGCAGGGACAACCCCACCAUGUGGGAUACCUCAGUCCCAGAGACGGAUGCAGCGAGAGACCCAAUGAGGAGACGGCGGAUCCACUCCUGCUCACUGGACAGGGCAUGGGUCAAGCAGGGGCGGCGGGUGGAGCCAGAAGAGGAAGAAAAAGAAAACAAACGCUUCAGAACGUUCUAGAGGAUUUCAGAGACAUGGAUGCGACAGCACUAGAGGAAACCAAGGCUACAGCAGAACUCCUGAAGCCGGACAGGUCUGUGCGUGGUAGACGGAGGCGAGGUACCAGAUCUCAGAGGCAGUGAUUAGUGGAAGAAUCUGUUCAGCAGUAAGCAGUCGGCCAGACACCUCCCUACGAGUCCACUUCACCUCUCUGCUGUCCUCACUACUGCUAAGACCUUUUAAUGGAAAAACCAACUGCACUAAUCAGAUGCUGUUGUCAGGUCAUGAAUACGGCAACCACUAUUUAAAAUAACGCAUAGGAGAAAGAUAUAGUCAGAUGAAUUUAUUUUUAAACCGUGGGGUUU